This is a messenger RNA of Phalacrocorax carbo (great cormorant), 3897 nucleotides long. Lineage: Eukaryota; Metazoa; Chordata; Aves; Suliformes; Phalacrocoracidae. The record is from RefSeq and is a predicted model, not a curated record.
CGGGCGCGCGGGCUCCCCUUUGUUGCAUGGGGGUGUCCAGCCGGGGCUGAGGGGAGGGCAGGGGCGGGCGCCGCGACCCUUGGCGGGCCGUUGCCUUCCCGCUGCCCCAUGAGCACGACGGCGGCGGCGGCCCUCGCUGAGGGGGCGGCCCUGGCUGAGGGGGCCGCCGUGCCCUACGCGGUGGAGCUGGGGCUGACCGUGCUCCACACGGCGCUUUACGCCGCCCUCUUCCUCUUCGCCUACCUGCAGCUCUGGCUGCUCCUCUACUACCGGGAGCGGCGGCUGAGCUACCACACGCUCUGCCUCUUCCUCUGCCUCCUCUGGGCAGCCCUCAGGACCACCCUCUUCUCCUUCUACCUGCAGAACUCCCUGCAGGCCCUCCGCCUCCAGCAGCCCUUCGCCCACUGGCUCCUCUACUGCCUGCCCGGCUGCCUGCUCUUCUCCAGCCUCUGCCUCCUCAACCUCUAUUUCGCUGAGGUCAUAUUCAAAGUGAAAUGUGCAGCUGAAUUCAACAAAUACAAGGUCCUGUUGUACCUGGGCUCCAUAUUUACCAGCCUCCUCUUCUUAGUUGUGAACUUAACUUGUGCAAUGUUAAUCCACGGUGAGGUCCCGGAGAACCAGCGGAGGUGGACCGUCCUUGCCCGUGCCCUAGUCAACGACAGCCUCUUCAUCCUCUGUGCCAUCUCGCUGGCUUGCUGCAUGUGCAAACUGGGAAAGAUGUCUUCAGCGAAUGUCUACCUCGAGUCUAAGGGAACAUCUGUCUGCCAGGCUAUUCUUGUGGGAUCUGUAGUCGCUCUUCUGUACUCCUCAAGGGCUUGCUAUAACCUGGUAGCUGUGGCCAUAUCUCCAGACAAUGUUCCUGGUCCUUUUAACUAUGGCUGGGACAACCUUUCAGACAAGGUGCACGUGGAAGUGAGCAGUGAAGAAUACGUGGUGUUUGGAGUGGUCCUCUUCCUCUGGGAGCUGGUGCCAACGACUUUUGUGGUGCUGUUCUUCCGGGCUCAGAGACUGAGUCAGAACUUGACUCCUGCAGGGAUGGUCAAUAGUCACAGUUACAGCUCCAGAGCCUACUUCUUUGACAAUCCGAGGCGCUAUGACAGUGAUGAUGACUUGUCGCGGCUUGGGGCCAGAGAAGGAGGCCUGGCUACCCCUCAGUGCUCCAGCUGCUAUGGGUCCCUGGCUGGCAAUGACAGCUACACGGUGGGUCCCCAUCUCGGCGGAACCGCUACAGACAGUGCCCCCUUACUGGUUGCCACAGGCAGCUCGGAGAUGAAUAAUCACCACAGCUCAUACCCUGCACCACAGAACUGAAGAGGUGGUGAGGUCCCUUUCUUUCCAGAAGUGGCAUUCAUGUAUAGGACUGUAAUCUGGUUUGUUUUUUUCCCUCUUUCCUCCUUCCCUGAAGCAUCUAACUCAUUGACACAAACAUUCCACUACCUGCCGCAGCUGUAAGCGGGACUGAGCCUAUGGCUGCAGGCGGUAAGCAAGAGAACUGUGACUUUAAGGUACCAUGUAGCAAAGUGAAGCUGAACUCUCUGGAAGCUUUUUCUUGGUCUGGUCUUCAAGAUGUUGGCAGCUAAAUGCACCAGAGCUUCCUCACUAGAAAAGAAACAUCAAAUGCAUAUUUGCACUUUUAUCUGCACACUUGGAAGGAAUGAAUCUUGCUCAGACUGUGCUUGGUCUGAGACUGUUCUAGUUACUCUUUUAAUUGCACAUCCAUAGCUGGGAGAGGCACUGUCUUCCUGCAAAGACGUGUUCCGUGAAGUACUCUGCAUCCUGACUCACUUGGGAGUGUGAAGCUCCGUCAGCCGAGCACGUUAUGGGCAGGGCCUCCUGUGGUGAAUGUCAAAGCGUACUGUGCCAUAUUCACACCCGGCGGGGCUGAUGCCUCUGGGCUGAGUGUGGUCUUGCUCUGACUGCCGGUCCUUGUUGCACCUGAUUGCUGAACUGUCCUACCUACGACUUGCAGGUUCAAAGCUGAGCUCAAAGCAUAUCCUAGCAGAGGCCUGUGAGGGCGAGAUCAAGUGCUCCUACUGGCAUUAAGAUCACUACGUUGUAACCAACCCACUAGCUUAUGGCAGAGGAAGGGAGCAGGCAAGACUUUAUAGGCCGCCGCCUUGUGGGAGAGCUCAGAGCUGGACCUGGCUCAGCGAGAGCGUGUGUGCAGGAACGUGUGCGGCCCAAAGCGUCUGUAAAACCAGGGCUGCUUGAAUGGGUGGGUGGUGAGCAGUCCUGCUCCCUCCUCCUCGUUGCCUGCAGUGGGGCUCCCCUUCUCCCUCUCAGUAUUAAAUUGCAUUUACCAGAUAACCAAGAGUUUUAACCUGAAGUGAAUGUGAACUGGUGGGGUCCCCGCUGAGGCACAGGAGGUGUCUGUCUGCUUGUGGGGGCAAUGCCCACUGUUGUGGAGGGAAGUAGCAGAGAUCUGGUCCCUGGGCUCCUUGCUCUCUCCUCUGCUGUGGGGCAGGACCCUGGGCCUGGGGUCUUCCUGCUGCCCCAGUAGCUGUGUCAGCAGGGCUUAGUGGUGUACAGGGGGUUUGAGUGUGCUCGGUCAGCCUGGGAGGAGGUUUCUCUGUCUCUUUAACCAAAACAGCCAAGUUUGACCUGGUCUAUGGCUCCAUUGGGCUCUUUGUGAUGAGGCUUGAUGUUAUUCCUGGCUUGUUGCUGAGCCCUGUGUGUGGAUGAGCAAAGCAGCUUUGGACACAGACUUGGAUGGAGGCACUGGUCCAGGGAGGGGCCUCCAGUGACAACCUGAACUGGAAUUGCUUUUAGCCUGCCCAGAGCUGCUCCUGCUGCUUGGAGCCAAGUCUGACACUGAAGGACCCAGCUGGGGUGAAGGACUUGCUCACACAUGGAGUGGUGCGGUGCUGCCUGGCUCUGGGUGCAGGAUGGGCUGGUGUUGUGUGCCAGAGGGACCCUGAGGCAGCCCCAGCCUCUCCUUGCUUGCCAUGUGCUCCCAACUGGCUUGCACUGAGCAACAGAGCACACCCUGUCCCUCUGCGUGGUCUGUGCUGGCCUGUGGGCUUCUCCCUGCUCGCUUGCUCUGCUCUUGCUGGCCCCAAAAAAGGAGCAACGCCUGCUUCUUUUUGGAGAAGGCUCCGAGAUGAUGGCUCUUGGCACACCCCUCUCGCUCUAGUACUUGAACAGGAGAGCUCUGCCCCAACUGCCGUGGCUCUCCUGGCUGCUCCACCUUACGUGGUGUACAGGACCAGUCUCUGUGCCCCGGCUGAGGGGCAGAAACAGGUUGCUCCAUCUCAAUCACCGCUUGACUUAUGGCAAAGCUAAUGAAGGACCCGGACUUGAUGCGUUGCCCUUCUUUCUUUUCCCAUAAGUCACCAAAGACAGUAAGUGACACUAGUGGCCCCUGUUCUUGCUUAAAUUCCAAAGCACUAGGAGCACUUUAAGUUUUUCUUUGGAGGGAAAGGAGUGUAGUGCAAAAAAAAAAAAUUUAAAAAAUAAAAAAAUUAAAGGGCUACAGGCUCAUUGUUCAUAUUGCACUGAAGCACACAACAACACUACGAUCUUCCUGGCACUAGGAGGGCAGGUCAGGGCAGUGAGUCUCGUUGCUAACAUACUUGUGAGUGACUGGGGAAGCGUUUUGGUUUUAUUCCUUUGUACGGAUGGCCGGUGAUUUCAAAACUGACUGCUCCUGCUGGAGCCGGUCCCAUGUUUUACUGAAGUAAUUUAUAGCUGAGAAGUACAAUGACUUUUUUAAUGCAUAGUUGCCUUUCAUUAAAUUUUUUUCUUUUUGGUAUGAUUUAACAGUGUUUUGGCUUUGCAGGCGGCAGCAGCUGGCUGCAACAGGAAGCUGUGGCCAAUGAAUGUACCUAUUUGUUCUUCACUAAACUGUAACCAAGCACUACUCUGUUGAAAUAAAAAAAAAUAUAGUUUCUCUGGGCA